AUGCGGCUCGAUAUCAAGAGACAACUCUUUGCUCGCUCCGAGCGAGUAAAGGGUAUUGACUUCCACCCGACAGAGCCAUGGAUCUUAACUACGCUCUAUAGCGGCCACGUCUACAUCUGGUCGUACGAAACUCAGUCGAUCAUCAAAACAUUCGAACUCACCGAUGUACCCGUUCGCGCUGGUCGUUUCAUUGCCCGAAAGAACUGGAUUGUCUGCGGUAGCGAUGAUUUCCAAGUGCGAGUUUACAACUAUAAUACAUCAGAGAAAAUCACAUCGUUCGAAGCUCACCCUGACUAUAUCCGAUCGAUCGUUGUUCACCCUACCCAACCAUUCGUUCUCACUGCCUCGGAUGAUAUGACCAUUAAGCUAUGGGAUUGGGAUAAGGGUUGGAAAUGUGUGCAGGUCUUCGAAGGCCAUAGCCACUAUGUUAUGGGGCUUGCUAUCAACCCCAAGGACACAAACACAUUUGCGUCUGCCUGUUUAGAUCGAACAGUUAAGAUCUGGAAUCUUGGCUCGGGACAUGCAAAUUACACUCUUGAAGCUCACGAGACGAAAGGUGUGAACAGUGUGGAUUACUAUGGACAGGCCGAUAAGCCGUAUCUUUUAACGACUUCAGACGACAAGACGGUCAAAGUGUGGGAUUACACUACCAAGGCAUUGAUCGCGACCUUGGAAGGACAUACCAGCAAUGUUUCCUUCGCCUGCUACCACCCAGAGCUCCCCGUCAUUAUCUCCGGUUCCGAAGAUGGCACAGUCAAGGUCUGGCACGCCAGCACAUAUAGAUUGGAGCAAUCGCUCAACUAUGGACUUGAACGAGCAUGGUGUGUUAGCUACCAACGAGGUAGACAGGGCAUUGCGAUGGGAUUCGACGAUGGUGCUGUUGUCGUUAAGAUGGGUAGAGAAGAGCCGGCUGUCUCCAUGGACGGUUCUGGAAAGGUCAUUUAUUCACGACACACCGAGGUGGUCUCGACAGUCAUCAGAGGUGACGACUUGAAGGACGGUGCACCUCUCGCUUUGCCCACUAAGGAUUUGGGCUCAUGCGAAAUCUACCCCCAAACCCUUGUGCAUUCGCCGAACGGUCGUUUCGUCUCCGUGUGCGGUGAUGGUGAAUAUAUUAUCUACACAGCUCUUGCAUGGCGUAACAAGGCUUUCGGUCAAGCUUUAGACUUUGCUUGGGGCUCCAGGGACAACAGUAACGAUUAUGCUAUUCGGGAGUCUGCAACAAGCGUCAAGAUUUUCAAGAACUUCAAGGAACAGAAGGAAGGACUCGAUGUUGGUUUCCAAGCCGAGGGUCUCUCUGGUGGUGUUCUUCUAGGUGUCAAGGGACAGGGAGGCAUUGGCUUGUUUGACUGGGAAACUGGCAGUCUAGUUCGACGCAUUGAGGUUGAGCCACGCGAGGUUUACUGGUCUGAAUCUGGUGAGCUCGUCGCUCUUGCCUGCGAGGACACUUGCUAUAUUCUACGCUUCUCGAGAGAAAACUACGUCAACGGCCUAAAUGCUGGAGAAGCCGACGAAGAUGGUGUUGAGUCUGCAUUCGAGGUUGUUACUGAUAUCAGUGAGACUGUCCGAACCGGAGAAUGGGUCGGCGAUUGUUUCAUUUACACAAACUCAACCAACCGAUUGAACUACUUGGUCGGUGACCAGACCUACACUAUCUCACACUUCGACCAAGCCAUGUACAUCCUUGGCUACUUGCCUCGAGAUGGACGUAUCUACCUCGCCGAUAAAGAUGUUGAAAUUGUGUCUUUUGCUCUCUCGCUGUCUGUCGUGGAGUACCAGACUUUGGUUCUUCGAGGCGAUAUGGACUCUGCUGCCGAACUGCUCGCCGACAUCCCGCAAGAUCAAAUGAAUAAAAUCGCUCGCUUCUUGGAAGGUCAAGGAUUCAAGGAGCUCGCUCUCGAGGUCUCACCAGACUCCGAACACCGCUUCGACCUUGCUCUUUCCCUCAGCCGUCUAGACAUUGCCCUCGAACUCGCCCGCGAAGCGGACGUUGAGCACAAAUGGAAGACUGUCGGCGACGCAGCCCUGGCCGCAUGGGACCUGAACCUUGCGCAAGAAUGCUUCACUCACGCCAAGGAUCUCGGCUCUCUCCUCCUCCUCUACACUUCCAGCCGCAACACAGACGGACUCCGCUCCCUUGCCGACCAAGCCUCCGUCGCUGGACUGCACAACGUCGCUUUCUCUGCCCUCUGGACCAUCGGCGACAUCGACGCUUGCAUUGACCUCUUGGUCUCAACCAAUCGUCUUGCCGAAGCAGUCCUUUUCGCACAAACAUACAAACCCUCGAAAACUCCCAAUCUGGUCGUCCAAUGGAAGGAAUCGUUGGAACAAUCCGGUAAGGCUAAAGUUGCUCGUCUGAUCGGUGUACCCCCUGGUGCGGAGGGCGUCGAAGCUGACGACGACCUGUUCCCCGAAUGGGAUGAAUAUCUACAUCUUGAGAAGGAAGGACCGCCCGAACCACCAUCUUCAGAAUCUCUGAUUGAUAUUGAUGGUGAGAAUGGAGAGGCUGAGACGGCCGUUAAUGGGGGAGCGGAGAUUGAGGCCGAGGCGUGA
Messenger RNA from Talaromyces marneffei, 2553 nucleotides. RefSeq lists its product as uncharacterized. Gene Ontology annotation, biological process: intra-Golgi vesicle-mediated transport; intracellular protein transport; retrograde vesicle-mediated transport, Golgi to endoplasmic reticulum. The record is from RefSeq and is a predicted model, not a curated record. Bases 1 to 2553 code for a protein of 850 amino acids. The transcript has 7 exons. Gene Ontology annotation, molecular function: protein binding; structural molecule activity. NCBI's taxonomy places the organism in Eukaryota, Fungi, Ascomycota, Eurotiomycetes, Eurotiales, Trichocomaceae. Gene Ontology annotation, cellular component: COPI vesicle coat.